Molecule: messenger RNA, 4578 nt
Organism: Lodderomyces beijingensis
Lineage: Eukaryota; Fungi; Ascomycota; Pichiomycetes; Serinales; Debaryomycetaceae
Source: the annotation of a GenBank genome assembly
AUGUCUAAUCGACCGGACAAGCUCGACAACCCCGGCAAGUUCAAGCUAGGCGAUAAUAUCCAUUUCGAAGUAUCGCCAUCUAAUGAAAAUUCGUGCACUACAAGUAACAAUGUGCAUAGAAAUUCAAAGCUUCACAGCGUUGCCAAUAAUCAGCAGCAGCAGCAGCAGCAGCAGAAACAAUUGAACUCGCAUGAUGCUGAAGGGAAGAACAGGAAGAAGAAGAGGGGCAAACCGGCUCCCAAGAUCACCACUGCCCAGGCCUUUUUGAACAAUCCCGACGACGACUACCCUGCUUCUCGUGUCAUCAAACAGGCACCGAAUGGGGAUGUUGUCGUUGAAAGUCUCGAGGACGUGGGUGAAGACGAUGUCCUCCAUGGACACGGACACGGCGAGGGCGAGGAAAACUCGCCCCACCACUGGAGCCAUGAUCACUUCAACGGCCACGAGGGACACCUCCAUAGCCACAACGGCAACCACAACCAUCACCACUCGCGCGCUCUUCAUCCCAGCGGUAACCCCCUGGGCCAGCAUGUCUCCUCAGACGACCUAAAGUUGAGGAGAAGCAGCCAGGAGGCACACAAUAACCUAUGGGAAAGCUCGUCCCUUGAAGAGCAAGAGAGAUUGAAGGAAUUCUGGGAAUCGCUCGAAGAAACUCAGAAGUUGGACUUGGUCAAGAUCGAUAAGCAGUCGAUCAUGAAGAUGUUCAAAAAUGAAACAAGGCAGCAUUUGCAGCAGCUACUGCAAAACGGAGCUCUGAAUAGCAGCAUAAGCAAUAGCCCUGCAGGUGGCUCCAACAGCUGUGCUUGUAAAUAUUGUGGCAGAAGAAACAAUAUCAUUGAAGAAGAGUUGGAAAGGAUUUAUGAUGAUCAUUUUGAUGACAUUAUCGAUUUCAUCCACGAGGUUCGAGAUAUCAAUGAUUUAAAUGCGUUGCCAGGCCUCCUUUUCGGAGGUUUCCAUAUGCUAGAAGAAGAGCGAAGAUUGCAGAAGCGGAAACAACUACAGAGCGAAGGUUUGGAGUUGUCAAAGAAUCCCACGAUUCAUACCCAAGCUCACAUUGACGAAAUCAGGGUGCAGAUGGAAAAGUUGAAAAUGGGCCACAGGCAAGCCCAAUGUCAAAGUCAACCAGAUGCUCUCCUACCUCAAGCCAAGGCAACUGCAACUGUUAAUGUCGGAAAUAAUAUAAAACCCACGUCCACAAACACGAAACCACAAUCCUCGCAAGUGCAAAUCACAUCGUCCUCGACAACGACGACGACGUCAUCCCAAUCACAAUCAUCCUCACAGUCGUCGUCGUCGUCGUCGUCGUCAUCAUCGUCAUCAUCAUCAACUUCAGCACCAGCAUCAGUACCAGUACCAGUACCAGCGCCAGCAGCGGCACCGGCACCGGCACCGGCGCAGAAUGCCAAUGUCAAUGUGAAUGCACAAAAGCAGCACCCCACGGUUCUGAUAAGCGCCACAUUUCUGAGCUCAAACCCGGCAGAGACGCAAUUAUUCAAUAAACUACUCGAUCCAAAGUUGUUUGAAGCAUUGGAAAGUUUGGAUUUGCAGAAAAUGAAGGAAGUGGCGCAUUUUGACCCCAAGAAUGCAGCUCAUAUUAAUAUGUUGGAGAAGGCAGGGUCAUUGAGAGAAAUUGUGCGGGACUUGCACAAUGUUGAUAGGAACCAUUUGGAGAAGGGCGUGUCUUAUGUUCAAAACAUGGGUAAAUUGUUCACCAACAUUGCCAACUUGAAUCCCAAUGAUCCUGAAGAUGCCGAAAAGAUUAUGGCUGGGCAAUUGAACGAGCAGUUUAACCAAGGGCUCUCGACUUUUGCCGAGGAUUUGUUGAAAAAUGAUGGCAACUCCUUCAUCAGUAUGAUGGAAGCCCUCUCGGAGUCGAGAUCAGCUCGUGAAGAGCUUUUGAAAGAAAAGCCACAAGCGAAUGGCUCGAUAAAGGAAUUGCCUUUGCAGACGUCUUCGGAUAACUGGAUUGACGAAGAUGAUGAGCAUGACCACAAGCAUUACUAUUGCCACCAUCAUCCUCAUCAUAACCACCACCAACAACAACAACACCACCAGCAACAACAUCACCAACAGCACCACCAUUGUCAUCAUCAUCACCAUUGUCCUCAUCGUCAUCAUGGUGAUGGUGAUGACGACUAUGACGACGACGAAGAAUACGGCGACGUGGAUGAUUACGACUACGACGACGAAAACGAAGAAGAUGAUGAUGAGGAAGAUGAGGAAGAUGAUGAUGCAGAUGACGAGGAAGACGAUGAUGAUGAAGAUGAAGAUGAUUUGGACGACGACGACGACGAUGAUGAUGAUCUUGACGAUAAAGAUGUAAGUGACACGGAGUCCGAGAUAUCUGAAGAAGAGAAAAUGCAAGAAAUCCGAAGAUUGUUUUUGAUCCAGGUCAUCAAAUUGUUCCAGGAAAGGUUAAAGAGCGCCUACAAGGAAAAAGUCUCCGUCGAUAACCAGAGAAAGCUUUUUGAAGAGUUGGAAGCCGAAGAAAUGGCCAAGAAGGAACGAGAAGCAAAGAAAUUGAAACAAAAGGAGAAAUUGAAGGAGAAAAAGAGACUUCAACAGUUGGCCAAGGAGCAGGAGAAGAAGAGAAAAGAGGAAGAGGCGCAACGAAUUGCUAACGAGUUGGAGGCCAAGCAAGAGCAACUUCGAGCAGAGCAAAAGAAGAAGCGAGAGGAAGCAAAAUUGAAACGCGAGGAGGAGAAACGGAAAAAAUUUGAGGAAGCCAAACGAAAGGAGGCCGAGCAUAAGCGUAAAGUGGAGGAGCAAAUGAAGUAUGAUGAAGAACAGAGAAGGAUCAAGGAAGAGCGCCGCAAGGAGUUGGAAGAAAAGAAGAAGCAAAAGGAGGAAGAAAAGAGGCAGAAGGAGUUGUUGAAGAAACGAAAGGAGGAGGAGAGGGAAAGGCUCCGCGUUGCGCGUGAAAAGCAGUUGAAGGAACAACAAGAGGCAGCAGCCAAGAGUUUGCAGCAUCAAAGCAGCAGCGGCAGCAGCAACAGUAGUAACAGUCAUCAACAUCAUUCUCAACAAUAUCAACAACAUCAACAACAUCCUCAACAAUAUCAACAACAUCAACAACAUCCUCAACAACAUCAGCAAAAUCCUCACCCUCGUCAUACGACGAAAGCUGAAGUUGAUGAACCGAAGGAACUCCAUAGACAGAUUCCAGAAGAGAUCAAAUUCAACAACUCCAACGGCAGCGUUAGCUCUUUGAUCCACUUGUAUCAAAGACCAGGCUCCAUAUCAACUUCCUCGUCCUCGGCUGCACUUUCCAUGAGUACUCAUGCGCCACCGAUGGUGGUACCGGCUCAAUCUUCUCAGCAGCCAUCUCAGCCAUCUCAGCUGUUUAGCGCUGAGCCAUUUGUUCCUUCCAACUUUACAAAUACUUCUUCAGCUUCUCCGCAUACUGCCACGAGCAACUUGAUGAAUGGCACUGUUCCCAUUAGUGCUGGACUUGGUAAUAAUAACUUGGGAUUAGCAGGCACUACUAGCAACUCGCCCUGGGGUGUCAAGCCGUCUAUAAACUCCAUGCCAAACUCGGCAGGUCAACCUUUCUUGGCGAAUCCAGGGGUGCAAACUGUACCCCUGCAAUCGAGCAGCGUUCCCCAGCAGUCGUUUCAACAGCAAAGCUACUUCAGUCCAUUCAAGCCUCUCUCAGAGCCCUCGGUGGUUAGUGAUUCGUUCCCCGUUGCUCCUGUUAGCACCAGCACAAAUAUCUGGAACAAUAUCUCCGGAGGUGCAACCACCCCCGCUGCUAUCACUAGAACCAACUCCCUCUGGGGAAAUAGCGUUGCUGUCAAACCAAGCGAGCCGUCCUUUUUAAAUUCAAGCUCAAACACUAAUCUUAAUACUAAUACUAUUGCCAACACCAACGCUAAUGCUAAUAAUAACAAUAAUAGUAGUAGCAGUGUUUGGGGAAGUACCGGUAAUUUGACUAGUGACGGGCACAGUGACUCUGCUAUGGGUUCCAGCUUUGUGCCAAAGACCAGUGGGCAGAGCGAAUUGGAGUUGAUACAAUCCACCACCUACAAUUGCUUCCAAAUGAUGCAAGCAUCGAAUCAGUUGGAGUACAAUGUUGCGCCUUUGAUGAGUAUUUUCACAAACGUGAGGUCUUUUGUCAACAUGCCGCAUUUGUCGGUGAAUCAAUUCCUUAGCUGCUGUUACUCCAACUCAGUGUACCAGUUUGAAUUUGUCUACGAUGAUUUCGGCACAGUGACUCAUUUGAAAGUUGCUUUGAAUAACAACAAUAAUGUUAAUAGUGUUAAUGGUGUGGCAAGAACCACACCACCAACACCGCAGCAAAUGGUUGGAUCGGCCAACUCGACCAUGAUUGGGAUCUUGCCCCAGCAGCAGCAGCAACAACAGCAGCAACAGCAGAAGCAAGCUUUUGCUCAACAAGGUUUGCAGAGCAACGGAUUCGCUACACAGGGUUCAUUUGGUCCGACGAGCAAUACCGCGCCUGCUUUUGCAAGGGCUUCGCCGCCCGGAUUGCUUAAUGAAUCUCAAUUGUUGAGCACUAUCAAUGAGUUGAACUCCGGUCAACUAUCCAGCAAUGGGUUUGGAUCAGGAAUUUGGAAUUGA